Molecule: messenger RNA, 2461 nt
Organism: Grammomys surdaster
Lineage: Eukaryota; Metazoa; Chordata; Mammalia; Rodentia; Muridae
Gene: Socs4
Product: suppressor of cytokine signaling 4
Exons: 2
Coding region: 207-1517 (436 amino acids)
Biological process (GO): intracellular signal transduction; negative regulation of epidermal growth factor-activated receptor activity; positive regulation of proteasomal ubiquitin-dependent protein catabolic process
Cellular component (GO): phosphatidylinositol 3-kinase complex
Molecular function (GO): 1-phosphatidylinositol-3-kinase regulator activity
Source: RefSeq, a predicted model, not a curated record
ACGAGGAGCGGGAGUGGCCGGGCCUCCCUUCCGCGCUUGAGCGAGCGCCGGGUGAUGGCGAUGGUGAUGGCGGCAGUUGCUCGGUCAGCUCCGGUUGAGCUGCGCUCGGAGAGAACUGUCCAGAAAGUGCCCAGAAGAAACUUCCUCUCAGAAAAGCUGAAAACACAGUAUUUAUAACACUGGAAAUUGUAAAGAAUUUGUUUAAAAUGGCUGAAAACAAUAGUAAAAAUGUAGAUGUACGGCCUAAAACAAGUCGAAGUAGAAGUGCUGACAGGAAGGACGGUUAUGUGUGGAGUGGAAAGAAGUUGUCUUGGUCCAAAAAGAGUGAGAGUUGUUCUGAAUCUGAAACCAUAGGUACUGUUGAAAAUGUUGAAAUUCCUCUAAGGAGCCAAGAAAGGAAGCUUAGCUGUUCGUCCAUUGAGUUGGACUUAGAUCAUUCCUGUGGGCAUAGAUUUUUAGGCCGAUCCCUUAAACAGAAACUACAAGAUGCCGUAGGACAGUGUUUUCCAAUAAAGAAUUGUAGUGGUCGACACUCUCCAGGGCUUCCAUCUAAAAGAAAGAUUCAUAUCAGUGAACUCAUGUUAGAUAAAUGCCCUUUCCCACCUCGAUCAGAUUUAGCCUUUAGGUGGCAUUUUAUUAAACGACACACUGUUUCUAUAAGUCCCAAUUCAGAUGAAUGGGUGAGUGCAGACCUAUCUGAGAGUAAAUUGAGAGAUGUUCAGCUGAAACGAAGAAACACAGAAGAUGACAUAUCCUGUUUCUCACAUACCAGUGUCCAGCCUUGUGUCAUAACUACCAACAGUGCUUCGUGUACAGGUGGUCACAUAACUGGUUCUAUGAUGAACUUGGUCACAAACAACAGCAUAGAAGACAGUGAUAUGGAUUCAGAGGAUGAAAUUAUAACACUGUGCACAAGCUCCAGAAAAAGGAACAAGCCCAGGUGGGAAAUGGAUGAUGAAAUCCUGCAGUUGGAGGCACCUCCUAAGUUCCACACCCAGAUCGAUUACGUCCACUGCCUUGUUCCAGACCUCCUUCAGAUCAGUAACAAUCCGUGCUACUGGGGUGUGAUGGAUAAGUAUGCAGCCGAAGCUCUGCUAGAAGGGAAGCCAGAGGGCACCUUUUUACUUCGAGAUUCAGCACAGGAAGAUUAUUUAUUCUCUGUUAGUUUUAGACGCUAUAGUCGUUCUCUUCACGCUAGAAUUGAACAGUGGAAUCAUAACUUUAGCUUUGAUGCCCAUGAUCCUUGUGUCUUCCAUUCUCCUGAUAUUACUGGGCUUCUAGAACAUUAUAAGGACCCAAGUGCUUGUAUGUUCUUUGAGCCACUUUUAUCCACUCCAUUAAUCCGGACUUUCCCCUUUUCCUUGCAGCAUAUUUGCAGAACAGUUAUUUGUAAUUGUACGACUUAUGAUGGCAUCGAUGCCCUUCCAAUUCCUUCUCCUAUGAAAUUGUAUCUGAAGGAAUACCAUUAUAAAUCAAAAGUUAGGUUACUCAGGAUUGAUGUGCCAGAGCAACAGUGAUGUGGAGAGGUUAGAAUGUUAGCCUGCAUACAUAUUUUCAUUUCAUAUUUUAUUUUUCUUAUGCAUCUUUGAAUUUUUGUACAAAGGCAGUUGGAAUUCAGAAUAAAACUGUGCCCUAAGUUUUAAUUCCAGAUCAAUUUAUUUUUUUUAUGAUACACUUGUUAUAUAUUUUAAGCAGGUGUUUGGUUUUUGUUUUUACCAUGUAAAUUGUAUACUUUUUCCCUUAAUUUACAUAUGGUCCAAGCAUAUUUACAAUUUCAAGGCAUUACAUAUACAUUUGAAUAUUCUGUAUUUUUUUAAAAUCAUCUUUUGCUCUUUUCUACAUGUGGAAUAUUUUGCUAAUCUAUGCUAUCAGUAUUCUUGUGACAGGAUAUGACAGAAUAGUCACCUAGCCUCUUUUCAUUUUGAAGAUCUUCAGUAAAGAUGAGUGUUAUAAUCAAUCCGUUAUAAUGUAAUUGACUUUUGUAAUUUGCCAGUAGGAAUGCUAAACAACAAAAUGAUUUAAAAUGAAACAGUGUAUUUUCAUUUUACAUAUUAACUAAAACAAGUUUGUUUGUUUGUUUGUUUGUUUGUUAUUCUAGCCAAUGAGGAAAGAGAAUGUUAUGUUCUAGAGGUGUAUUUGUUCCGCAGUUUGGCAGGAUCAGCAGUUAUCCAAACACAGCAUUCCCUCAAAUCUGGAGGUGAAUGUAACUUGUGUUCCUUUCUUACUGGAAGCGUUACAAAGCAAAAUAGCAGUAUUAGACGCUUGGAGUUGCUAAGGCAAUUGGAGUUUUCUCUAUUGAUUUAUGGACUGUUGCAUCUACUUAGUUCUUUUUUAGGAACUCUGGGUCCCAGGGGAAAAUACAUAGUUUCUAAACAGUUCCUGUAUCCAUCAGUAACAAAAACCUGAAAAGUUUCUCAAUUAUUUUAAAUUGAACUUAAAUAAAGAUGCAAAUAAAAACAUG